Molecule: messenger RNA, 1241 nt
Organism: Aplosporella prunicola CBS 121167
Lineage: Eukaryota; Fungi; Ascomycota; Dothideomycetes; Botryosphaeriales; Aplosporellaceae
Exons: 1
Coding region: 254-1072 (272 amino acids)
Source: RefSeq, a predicted model, not a curated record
CGGGGGUUGUGGCUGUGGCUGAUGCUGUGAUUGUGGCAAAGGGGUGUGGCUAGUAAGGUGGCGGCAGGCCUUGUCCGGGCAUGGCACGCAGUUACGUUUGACGUCAUUGUUCGAGCUGCCGGAGCUCCCGCCUUUAACACUUCCACGCCUCCCUUCCCUCCCUAGGAGUAUUGCCCAUCAUCCUACCUACCUUACCUUGGGGAUUCAGCACCUCAGAGACAUUUUAGAAUCAGGCAAGGAAAAAGAAAUCAACAUGGCUGACCUACCACCGACAUACGAAGCCGCAACUGGCGGCAGCUCCAGCUCGCAGCCCUCACACCAGACGCGCAAUGGCAUCCCACCUCAGACACGCCGCAGUAUGGAAGAUGAGUCGCGCCCACUGCCAGAGGGCUGGAUUCGCCAGUAUGACCCGCAAAACAACCAUCAAUUCUUCGUCGACACGCGCGCAGACCCACCCCGCUCCAUCUGGCACCAUCCCUACGACGAUGAGCAGUACCUCUCGACGCUCGAUCCUGUGGAGCGCGAACACAUUACGCGACUGCACCGUAGUGUUAGCCUAAAAGACAUCGAAGAUGAGAGCAGCGACGACGAUAGCGACGAGCGCACGCACACGAAGAAGGCUUCGGCCGGCGUCGGCGCCACCGCCGAUGAGGUCCACGGCCUGCACAAGUUUGGUCGCAAGAUCAAGGAUCGCGUCACCAACUCGACGCACCAGCAGCGUGAGACUGCGCGCCAGAAACGCGCGCGCGACGAGCAGGCCGCGUACCAGGCGCACAUGGCUGCGCGCCGCGCCAUGGUGCGCGCGUUGGAGACGGGCCAACCGCAGUUCUUGUGCAAGGACCGCCAAGGCCGCGACGUCUACAUCGUGCCGCCGACUGGCAAUGCUGCUCCGAUGGGCGCUCGCGCGUACAAUCCGUAUGCUCAAGGCCCGUACACGAACCCGAACGCGCGCUUCCUGGCCCCGGAUUACCCUUACUCUCGCCCGUACGGCUAUGGUUAUGGCGGCGGAUAUGGAUUCCCACUCAUAGGAGGCCUUUUGGGUGGUGCGAUGCUGGGUGGAUUGUUGUUUUAAGAGGGAUCACUUUCUCAUCACUCUUUUUCCCCUUGAGUUUUGCACAUGAUGAAUUACGAUGGGAUGGCUACAUUUUGAUACCCGCGGACGGAUUGGGAAGUGGUCUGGCAAAACAGCUGGUAUAAUGACAAUGCCCAGGUCCUCAUGAAGCAUGUAUCAAAUAUAUGAG